AUGCCUGUGGGUUGGUGGCAUGUUGCGGAAACGCAGGCAUCAAAAUAUCAGCAGUGUGCCCUUCAGGGUUACAUCGGUUCCCUUUCUCGCAAAACUGGGCGACAUCUCCGAAGUACUUUGGGUGCUCCAGCACCGUUGAGGCCUGGAUCACGAUCAGCUGGUGCUUGGACUGGUGUUCUGACUUUUGGUGAUUGCCCUUUGCGCCAAGUUCCCUGCGUUUGGCCUUCUGGUGAGUUUGAGAGCGGCCGUGUUCUUUUGACUUCCGCUUGUGUUCAAGGGUUUGAGAUUUUCGCUGCCGCAGUUUAUCUUCCACCCAAGGGGCCAACUUUUCCAAAUGCUGCUGCGCUUUCUGAGCAGCUGCUUACUCCGAUCACGGAGGAACUGGUCUUGGGAAGGUCGGGACCGCGUGCCAUCCUGGGGGAUAUGAAUUGUCACGUUGGAGCACUGCACCAGAUGGAUAUUUGGAAGGCCCAUGGAUGGAUUGAGCUGCAGGAUCUCUUCUUGCACUUGCAUGGGGUUCAUCCUAGGAAAACAUGCAAAGGCGCGACUCAGCCUGACCAAAUUUGGCUUUCUCCAGAAUUGGCAACGGUGGUUAAUAAUGUGGCGGUAUGGGAUAUCUUUCCUGACCAUUCGGUUGUCAUUGCGGGGCUGACACUUCCUCAGGUGCGCGUCACAGAGCUGCAAUGGCGUCUUCCUGGUCAUGUUCCUUGGAGUUCAGUCUGUCUUGAUGCUUGGAAUGCCAUGCCUCCCUUGGGUCCUCUUUUUCAGUCCAACCCAGCGCCUGUGGGUUGUGUUGGAUUGGCUGCUGUUCCGGGAGAAAUGGGUUUAUAUGGACUUUCAGAAGCGGUGGCUUGCUGUGUUCAGGGGUCGGUUGCUCAAGGUGACAGGAGUUUCUUUGGCAGAGGUCAACUCACCAAACCUCGCAAGCGGCGUGUCAAUGCGCCAACAAUGAAGCAUGCUCGCCCUGGAGAGGUUGUCCAAGCGUCUGGAUUUUUGAAUCGUGCGGUUGCCGCUUGGUACAAGCAGUUGCGUCGUAUCCAAUCUUACUGUCAUGCUGUCAAGUCGGUUCGGCGUGCUGAGACUGUCCUGUCUCGGGCCUCUUUGUGGCAUAGCAUUCUCGUUGCUCAUGGUUUCCGUGGGGGUUUCCGAUCGUGGUGGGUGGACAGGCCUUUUCAACAUCAGGGGGCUCCUCGUGUUCUCCCUGCGUACCCUCCUGAUGAGCAUGUCGCCCAAAUUGUCUAUGAUGACUUUGUUCACAACUACCGCAGGUUUGAGCAUUGGCAACUCCAGCGUAGGCGUGAUAGCUGUCGAGCUAAGACGCUUUCCACCACCAAGGCACUCUAUGCACCAACUCGCAAAGAUGCCAAGCCGCCUCUUGAUGCCUUGGAGGAUGUCACUGCUCAGGUCAUCUCUGUCACUGAUACCACCCACAAUUUGGUCUCAGUUCCUUUGGAUUUUCCUGUUGGCUCCGUGUCUCAUUGGACUCUGCAAGAUUUUCCUGCGCGGGUUCAACAGGUAGGUGGCCAGUUGCAGAUUGACACAGAUUUGGUGCUGGCGUCCGGCCAAAAGUUGGCGUGCCAUCAAAUGGUGACAGACACUGAAGUUAUCCAUGAGAGGCUUAUCCAAUUGUGGUCGCCUAGGUGGAACAAACACCUUGAGGUUCCUGACUCUGCUUGGGACAGAGCCUGUCAGCAUGCUGCUGAGACCUUGCCUGCUGGGAUCAUUUCAUUGCCCCCAAUUACGGUUCAGGAUUUCAGGAAAGCAGUUCAUGCGUUCAAGCCCACUGCCGCCACAGGACCUUGUGGCUGGACACGUGCAGACCUUGCACACCUUACUGAUAUGCAAAUCCAGUCUGUGAUAGAUGGAUAUCAUGAGAUUGAGCAGGGAAGACCUUGGCCCAAACAAUGGGCAGUUGGAUUGAUCCACUGCCUCCAAAAGCGGGACAAUUGCACCACUGUGGAUGGGUUCCGACCGAUCACGGUCACUUCCCUGUUCUACCGUCUGUUUGCUGGUUUCCGUGCUGGUCAAAUCCUUUCACAACUUUCACGCCGUGCGGACACUCUGCAAUGUGGUUUUAUGCAGGGUCACCAAGCAGCUGAUGUGUGGUACUUUGUGGGGGUUUGCUUGGAGAUUGCAGCUUGCCAGACCACACCAGUUCAUGGACUUACGGCUGAUUUGGUGAAAGCAUACAACACUCUUCCACGCCGUCCGGCAUUUAAGUGUUUGGAAAUCCUUGGGGUGCCACCUUGGUUUCUGCGUUCUUGGCAGGCACAUUUGGCUGGAUUUGAGAGGUACUUUGUUGUAAGACGAUGCACCAGCCCACCAGUCAUGUCAGUUACCGGUUUUCCUGAGGGAUGCCCUCUUGCUUGUGCUGCCAUGACUGCUUUGGACUUUCUGUGGCAUUGGACUAUCAAGCUUGCAGUGCCUCGUGUUCUCCCUGUCAGCUUUGUUGACAAUCUUGAGUUGUUAUGUGACCGCUUGGAUGAUUUGUAUCUCGCUGCUGAGCACCAAUCCAAUCUGUGUCAACUGCUUGACGUUGAGAUCGACUUGCCUCGUCUGUUUGCUUGGUCCUCUUCCCCUGGGGGGCGUCGUGAACUUCGGGGUAGGGGGUAUAAAGUGAGCCUUGGAGAGAGGGAUUUGGGAGGCCAAGUGGUUUACUGCCGUCAGCUGCGAAAUCGGAAGCUGCGAACAGCUGCAGUCCCCACGGCAGUUAAGAUCUUGAACGUCAGCCAGACACUUUUUCCUAGGGCCUUACAUGCGUGCGAGGCAGUUCAAGUGGGAUCCUCUCACUUGGACAAACUGAGAACAGGUGUCAUGCGAGCUUUGUACUGGGAUCGAAAGGGGGCAGCUCCUGCAAUUCGACUGGGCUUGUGCAAUCCCCAACUUGAUCCUUUUUGGUAUCAACUCUGGAGAACGGUGAGCUUGUUUUUGCAACAGUGCCGGAAGAGCCCUACUAUCAAGGACUGGUGGAGAACCUUCAGCCAACACUGCCAAGAUGAGGACACUCAUGGGCCUUUUGGAAAGCUGAAAAAUGAGUUGCACAAAGUAGGCUUGGUUUUGGAUGCGCAUGGGAAGCUGUGGUACUCUGAAAAUGGGAACAUAGACUUUUUUGCAUGCUCCGACUCGCUGCUGAAACAUGUGCUGCUGAUACACUUUCAGAACAUGGUGGCUUUCCAGAUGCAAUCACGAAAGGGUUAUGAAGAUCUGCAAGGUUUUGACAGGGAGGUGACAUUUGCAUGCGACGCAAGACUUCCUGCGCAUGAGAAGGAAUAUCUCAUGAUGGUGCGUGAUGGAACCUUCUUCACAAAGCACACAUUGAGUAAGUUUGAUGCGCGGAAGCAGCCUCUGUGUGUAUGUUGUGGAGUGUUGGAUACAAAGUUGCACCGUUAUCAGGACUGUAGCAGAUAUGAUGAAAUUCGGGCACAACAUCAGGAACUGUUUCAGGUCUGGAACGAGCUUCCGCUUAGCUUCAAGUUGAGCGGGUUGGCUCCGAACAAUCCCUAUCUUUCUUUGGCUUGGGAAGCUUUAGACAACCUUCCGGACAAAACUUGUGCUUUUGAGUUUUUGCCGGAAGGAACGCUGUGGCAUGCCUUUACGGAUGGUACUUGCUCUGACCCAACUUGCAGUGCAAUUUCAUUGGCCGCUUGGUCUGUAGUGAUAGCUGGAAAAGGCACAGUGAGCACUGGGCCGUUGGUUGGAGUUCAUCAGACAAUUCUUCGGGCUGAAAUCACUGCUGCUUUGAGUGCUAUCAGCUGGGCGGCAGGUCAUCCUGGGGAUUUGCAUUUGUGGGUGGACAAUCAAACGGUUGUCGACCAUCUGAGGGACUUACAGAAAAGGAUAGGGAAUGCGAAAGACUUUGAACACAGUGACCUAUGGGUGCAAGUGGAACAAAAGCUUGCGAUUUCAAUAGCAGACAUUUACGUCCACAAAGUGGCCAGCCAUAUGCUGCCACAAGACUGUACAGGACCAGUUGAAGAUUUUGCAUGUUUUUGGAAUGACAAAGCUGACCGACAAGCAGCAUUGGCCAAUCAGUGUCGACCAAGUUUCUUCACUCGAGUGUGGGGUCGAUACCGUAGUUUUCGGGAGGUUUGGCUUCGUAGGGUGGGUUUGAUUACUUCGUUUCAUCUUCAGGUUGCUCGUUUUGAUUGUGAAACUGACGUGAACAUUGAUCCCACGAGUGAAGGCGAUGAAGAUGUUUCACAUGAGUUUUGUAUAACUGCAAGUCCCAACGAUGCGCAGUUUCAUGUACAAUUUUUGCCAUUGAAGGGCUGCAAUCAUUGGCAUGUAGGAGUUGACCUACAUUUUGAUUUUGUUUGUGGGAAACUGGUGGAUUGGAUCGUGGAACAGGAUCAGCAAGCUUCCACGAAGAGAUUGGUGAGUUUGAUUGAGUUGUUCGUUGUUUUCAGGAGGAGUUUGGGUGUUUUUGUCUCUGGGGCUGAUUCUAUCAACAGGUAUGUUGUUCCUACGUUUGCUGCCGAGUUAAAGGUGUUUCGCCGUGCACUCACCCAUCUGUUCACCACCGUGGGUUUUGAUGGCAUGAGCACCAGUGGCCACUUGACAGUUUUGGGCAUCCAUGAGGCCAACGAGCUCCUGUCCGCCUGGAGACCUGUGAUCUCCAUGGCGCUGGGACAAGUUCAAACCGCCGAUCGCUACAAGUACUUCGAGGCCGUGGAGCCCGCGGAGGGCGAGGAGGAUUUGGUGCGGCUGCGGAGAAAAGCGGAGGCAGCCGAGGAGGCAGUGACCUUUUGGCCGGUGGCAGAUCUCCGUGCUGAAGUGAAGAGGCUGCAGGAGUUGUACCUUUCCCCCACACUCUCGCGGCAACCCGAGGAUUCGCCCAAAGAAGGGCGAUCCAGGAGUGUGAUGCUUCAACCUCGCUCGCUGCCGCGCAACAAGGACGAUACGCCUACCUCCGCCAUUCCUAGCGACUGCUUGAUGUCUUCGCCGCAGUCCCAAGAGCCACAGGGGCAGGUGCCGCCAGUGGUGCCCGUGGUGCCAGUGCCACAAGUGCCACAAGCCGAAGAGGUCUUGCUGAAGGAGCAGGUCAUGGCUGUGUCGCUCCAGAGGGCGCAUCACCUCUCCCAAUGUAUUGGAGAGACUGUGUCAGCUCUGCAGGAGACGGUUGCGGAGUUAAGACGAAGUGCUUCAGGUUCCUUUUCUGUGCCGGAGGCGUUUGAACGACUCCAGCUCGACAACCAAGAGAUGAAGCAAAGGCUGAAUCGUUUGGAGAAUCACUUGGAACGGCAGGGCCAAGUGGAAGUGUCUCAGUCGCUGAAGGAUGCCAGCUCACAACGGAGCAGUGCUGCUGUGCCAUCGGAACACUCCACUGUGCCAUUGCAGGUGCUCAGUGGACGUGUGGUGAUCCCGAGAAUUCGCUACGAGGCGGACCGCCAGCGUGUCCCAGUGGCUCCCGCCCGCUGCACCUUGGGCACCUUGGGCACGUUGGGCACGUUGGGCACGUUGAGC
This is a messenger RNA of Cladocopium goreaui, 5463 nucleotides long. The record is from the annotation of a GenBank genome assembly. NCBI's taxonomy places the organism in Eukaryota, Dinophyceae, Suessiales, Symbiodiniaceae.